AUGCCUUCAUCGAAAUUAAGUCAGGUUGAAUACCUUGUAAAUUUACUUGGCCGGAAGCGGAACGUUGUUGAACGGGAAGUGGAAGAAGAUCCUGAUCAACCAGACCCCGACAAUAAUUACUCAGAUACAGAUUUUGAAGAAGUUGUAUAUACACAUUUGACGCGAGACGAAAUGAUUGAUCAGUUGCAUAGAAAGUGUCUGUCCGGUGAUUGGGCCAUGAACUUGCCUCCCAUUGAGCUUCAAUAUCAAUCGAGCACGACUGAGCAGCAAGACGAAUGUCUCAAUGAUGUCAUUGAGACUUAUUUGGAGACCCCCGAAUUGAAAUUUCACAAAGAAGCCCAUUUGAACUAUGCAAAGAAAUGUCUUACAGCUAAAUUGCCUAGUGGAUACAAAUCUCUCGAUGCCAAUCACCCAUGGAUGAUGUAUUGGUUGUUGAAUUCCUACUUGGUAAUACAUACCAAUGAUGGAGACCAAACCUUGGAUGAGGAUACCAUCAGCUUGAUUAACGAUAAAAUUGAGUCAUGUAUUGUAGAUGAUGGAAGAGGUGGAAUUGCUGGUGGGGCAAACCAAGUGGGCCAUCUAGCAUCAACAUAUGCAGCUGUUUUGACCUUAUUACUUACUAAAAAUACAGGUACAUUGUUGAGAAUAAGGGACAACUUGUACACAUGGAUUGUGAGUUUAAAACGAAAGGUUAAGUAUGGAUCAUCAUUUAUCAUGCAUGAACUAGGGGAAUAUGACACUCGAUCGACAUAUUGUGCCCUUGUCAUUUCAUCGUUGUUGAACAUAAUGACGCCAGAAUUGAUUGAAGGUGUACAAGAUUGGAUAGUUUCCUGUCAAACAUAUGAAGGUGGUUUUGCAGGAGUACCCCACACCGAAGCCCAUGGAGGCUACACAUUUUGUGCAUUUGCAUCAUUGUUUAUAAUAAACAAAGACCCACAAGCUAUCAUUGAACAAAUAAAAUUUGACAAGUUUAUUAGGUGGUGCAUUGAAAGACAAACUUAUGAGGGUGGGUUUUCAGGGAGAACCAACAAGUUAGUUGAUGCCUGUUAUAGUUUUUGGAUUGGAGCAUUAACACCGAUGGUUGAGGUUCUACACCAACCACACGCAAUCAGUAGAGUUGCUUUGAAAAAUUACAUUUUAAGAGUUGCUCAGGUUGAAUCCGGUGGGUUUCGUGACAAGCCAGGAAAGCUGGUUGACUUUUAUCAUACAAAUUACACAUUAUGUGGACUCAGUUUCUGCGAACAUGAAUAUCAUCUAGACGAAAAUGAUGAAGGGAUAUGUUUGGCCCUCAGGUUUGUUAAAAAAAGCACUGGUAGUACAACAUUUACGCACGCAAUAAACCCUGUUUUUGGUAUCCCCACCUCAUGUUGCAAAAUGCUUCUUGCGUAA
Lodderomyces orthopsilosis Co 90-125 is the source of this 1389-nucleotide messenger RNA. It is a transcript of the gene RAM1, whose product is annotated as protein farnesyltransferase. The transcript has a single exon. Gene Ontology annotation, molecular function: protein farnesyltransferase activity. Gene Ontology annotation, biological process: protein farnesylation. The record is from RefSeq and is a predicted model, not a curated record. Lineage: Eukaryota; Fungi; Ascomycota; Pichiomycetes; Serinales; Debaryomycetaceae. Bases 1 to 1389 code for a protein of 462 amino acids. Gene Ontology annotation, cellular component: protein farnesyltransferase complex.